AUGACGCACAAGAGACGGCUCGCGCCGGAGCAGGAGGCGGCGCCGUCCCCAAGGAAGCGGCUGCGGCAGGCGGUGUUCCUCGUGAUGCGGAUGGAGAGGAGGGCGAGGGCGGUCACGGCCGAGCAGAUGGCGCAGAUGGUUCGACUGGUGCAGCUCGAUAUGGCCAAACUGUUUGUACUUCUGAUGGUGCUCGUCUUGCGGAUUGGGUCCAUGGAGAGCAUGCUCCUCCAGCUCCCUAACAUGGUACGGGGAUUGGUGGCGGAGGAGUUGGCGGAUUUUCACAGAUCUCUUACGGUAUCCAUGCAAGAUAUGAUCCAGUCAGUUCGCCAGAAAGAGGAACCACAAGCAGCUUCGCUUCCUAAUGGUGUUAAUGAGCCUUCAACUUCAAGGGUGGUACCACAAGGUCUUCCUGAAGCUGGAGGCAGCUCCGGGGUAGUCAGGCUACGGUUUGUUGGUGCUGACAGACCAGAAGAUCCACUUUUCACUCGUUGUCCAGUAGAGUGGCAGAAUGGAGAAAACCCUAGGGUAGCAAUAUUUCGAAAUGAGAAGCAGAUCACAGGUGGUGAUCUUUCUAAGGUGCAGAUUGAGAUUUUGCCAGUCAAUGCCGAAUUCUUUACUGAGAGAGGCCAAGAUGAUUUCACCAAAGAGGAAUUCAACAAACAUAUACAUAUGUGUAGUGGGAAAGAGACAGUCUUGGCAACUAUUACUCUAAGAAAUGGUGAGGCCGAUCUUGGUUCCAUCAUCUUUACAGAGACAUCCCACCUGAAAAAGUUGCGUUUGACAGCAAGAGUCAAAAGGCAGGAUCUUACAGUCAGAGUUCAAGAAGCAAUCACUGAUCCUUUUGUUGUCAAAGACAUCCGAAGUCGAUCAAAUGCAAAGAGUAAUCUUCCAUCGAAGGGAGAUGCAGUACAUACAUUGAAGGGAAUUUCCAAAAAUGGAAAACAUUUCGCUGCCCUUGAGGGGAAAAACAUUACUACAGUGAAGCACUUGAUGCGUCACUAUCACAAAGAUAAAUCUAGUCUCCAAGAGCUUACUGGCAUGAAAGAAAAGAGUUGGAGUACAAUGAUUGAACAUGCCAGCACGUGUGCUCCUGGUGAUGAGAUCUUUUCUUAUAGAGUUACAGAGGAAAAUUGUGAAGUCUUAUUCAAUGAUUUAUAUGAUCUUGUUGGUAUAAUAAUCAAUGGACAGUAUGUUCCCGUCAGAAAUCUUGAUAAAUAUCACCAGCGUAAAGUGGAAGACUGGAAAAUAUCCGCGUAUAAGAAAUUUGACGAGCAGGAGAAUUCUGGGGGUCUUGCCGCUGAUUACUUCAUGAGCAAUGACGACUGCCCUGUCCGUGAAAAGCCUCUGAACAAUGAAUCAUGUCCUUCUGUACAAGCUAGACCAACAUGGAAAUAUCCUAAUGACAUGGCUGCACAACAAGAAUUUGGUGAGCAAUAUCACAUUCGGCAGCCGAAUGGGUUCUCACUAGCCGAAGUCCUAGCAAACAAUAACGCUGGUCCUUCCAACCAAGAAGCACCACUGAAUUCGCAGCACACUGUUGGUCAAGACCUUGGUCAGCACGGUCCUUCUAUGCCACAGAAUGGAACUCUUUGCAGUCAUCGGACCCAGGGGAAUAUCUUAAAUGGCCAGGGAUCGUUACCAGCACAGCCAACUAUGCCAUCCUUCAAUUUUCCACCAGUUCCAGAGGAUGACUGGAUCACACGUGCAAGACUGAUUGGCCAACAGAAUGGAUACUUAAGCUCCUCGGCGACUGAUGCUCCUGGUACCUCUUUUCCGGUAACAGAUGGAGUUAGUCAGGCGACCUCUUUACUUAACCAAGCUGAGGAUGACAGCUUCAGUGAGUUAUUUGAAAAAUGGCUCGGAGAGGAAGAAGCACGUGGGGCAGACCAGGACAUCAUACCAGCUAACAACGCAAAACUGCCGAAUUCCAACAAUCAAUUCCACGGUUAAGAGCAUGGUGAUGGCAACUAGUGAUUAACUUGAGACCACUGCUACAGGCUUUCCUCUGCAAGAGUACCCUAUUCAGAGUGAUCAAGCAAUUAGGCUGUAAAUAUAAUGUUGCCAGUAGCAACACAGAUUUUUCAAGUUGCUCCAUAAUUUGCUAAAGUCAUCCGGCUUGUAUUCUUACAAAAAGAUCUUCCAGAAUUGAAAGCUGUUGUCUUGUAUUGAGUACGAAGAGCAAAUAUUUGUAUUGUUAAU
Lolium rigidum is the source of this 2199-nucleotide messenger RNA. RefSeq lists its product as uncharacterized. NCBI's taxonomy places the organism in Eukaryota, Viridiplantae, Streptophyta, Magnoliopsida, Poales, Poaceae. Bases 1 to 1950 code for a protein of 649 amino acids. Gene Ontology annotation, cellular component: nucleus. Gene Ontology annotation, molecular function: sequence-specific DNA binding; DNA-binding transcription factor activity; calmodulin binding. Gene Ontology annotation, biological process: regulation of salicylic acid biosynthetic process. The record is from RefSeq and is a predicted model, not a curated record. The transcript has 15 exons.